AGUAAGAAAAUAGAAAAAGAAAAAGAAAAAGGCCGUUCCCAUUGUUCUUGAAUCUUGAUCUUGCAAGGGUUGGGUUGAUAUUGCAACAGAAGAAAAUUCCUCAUUUUUCCUUUUGGAUUUCUGGAUUUCUUCCCUUUUUUUUUACCAAUUGCGCAUUUCUCCAAAAUUACGGACUGUUUCCCGUUAAAAUUGCCGUAUUCAAAUAAAAAAAUCGGAAAAGAUGACAAUGGGAGAGCUUCUCCGCAUUCAGCCUUCAGAGCUCAAAUUCCCAUUUGAGGUGAGGAAGCAGAGUUCAUGUGCUAUGCAGUUGGCUAAUAAGACAGAUCAGUAUGUUGCAUUUAAGGUUAAGACAACCAAUCCAAAGAGGUAUUGUGUUCGGCCGAAUGUUGGCGUUGUUUUGCCCUAUUCUGUGGGCAAUAUCACAGUCACUAUGCAAGCACACAAGGAGGCUCCCUCUGAUAUGCAAUGCAGGGAUAAGUUUCUGGUUCAGAGUGUCAUUGUUCCAUAUGGCACAACGAACAAGGAUAUAAACCAGGAAAUGUUCAACAGGGAGAGUGAGAAGUUUGUGGAUGAGUUCAAAUUAAGGGUCAUUUACAUUCCUGCCAACCCUCCAUCCCCAGUAGCUGAAGAAGACGAAGAAGGGAGUUCGCCUGGAACAUCUUCAGCCGAGGGUGAAAUUAGGAAAUCUUCAUUUUCUGAACUUGAACAGUCUGCUGUCUUAAAGUUGAAAGAUGAGAAAGAUUCUGUCGAUGUAGAAAAUGAUAAGCUCCUCGAAGAAUUGGAGUUCAUGAGGAAACAAACUGGACAAGGGAGAAUUGGAUCCAUUUUUGUGCUUUUAGUUGGCCUUGUCCUCGGAAUAUUGAUCGGAUACUUUCUCAAUAUAGAAGUGCCUACAUAGCAGUAACAUCCGGUUUGUGAUCCGAUGUCAUAAAUUUACUCAUCAGAAUCUUGUUCAAUCUUGUCCCUAGUAGAGACUUUAGGUUAUACUAUUAAUUACUUUUUCGCGGGAAGAUUGUAGGAAAUUUUGGAAUAUGAUUCUUUCAGAAACAUGAACAUACAAAAUGUCUUAGUUCUUAACCUCACCUUAAUAGAAUAGGUGAAGGCGUUAAGAUUUGCCUUUUUAAGAUCAGUUUCUCCUCCCUA
Salvia hispanica is the source of this 1143-nucleotide messenger RNA. Its product is annotated as vesicle-associated protein 1-3-like. The record is from RefSeq and is a predicted model, not a curated record. NCBI's taxonomy places the organism in Eukaryota, Viridiplantae, Streptophyta, Magnoliopsida, Lamiales, Lamiaceae. Gene Ontology annotation, biological process: endoplasmic reticulum membrane organization. Gene Ontology annotation, cellular component: endoplasmic reticulum membrane; plasma membrane.